Vicugna pacos (alpaca) is the source of this 1773-nucleotide messenger RNA. The record is from RefSeq and is a predicted model, not a curated record. NCBI's taxonomy places the organism in Eukaryota, Metazoa, Chordata, Mammalia, Artiodactyla, Camelidae.
GAGUCAUGGAGCUGCCAGAGAACCAGUAGACCAGAGUGGAUUUCAUAUAAAGUACACAGAGGGAGGGCUAACAUCUGACCAUAUUUUUCAACAAGAUCAGAAGUGAACAGAGGAGAAUGCACAGUAACUAUCGGCAGAGGGGGAGGAACCAGAAUUCCUCCAAAGAAAUAUCUCCUCAAACAGACUUUCCGACGGGGUGUCCCAUGGAGAACGAGCCUGGAAUUGUGUCGCCGUUUAAACGAGUAUUCCUAAAAGGUGAAAAGAGUAGAGAUAAGAAAGCCCAUGAGAAGGUGACAGAGAGGCGCCCUCUGCACACUGUGGUGCUGUCCCUGCCUGAGCGCGUCGAGCCCGACAGACUGCUGAGCGACUAUAUCGAGAAGGAGGUGAAGUACUUAGGUCAGUUAACGUCCAUACCAGGAUACCUGAAUCCCUCCAGUAGGACCGAAAUCCUGCAUUUCAUAGACAAUGCAAAGAGAGCCCACCAGCUCCCCGGACACUUGACCCAGGAGCAUGACGCUGUGAUCAGCCUGUCUGCCUACAACGUCAAGCUGGCCUGGAGGGACGGGGAGGACACCAUCCUCAGGGUCCCCAUCCACGACAUCGCCGCCGUGUCCUACGUGCGGGAUGACGCCUCGCACCUGGUGAUCCUGAAGACAGCCCAGGACCCCGGCAUCUCCCCCAGCCAGAGUGUGUGUGCAGAAAGUUCCAGAGGCCUGACCACGGGCUCCCUGUCGGAGAGCGGAGUAGGGCCUGUGGAGGCGUGCUGCCUGGUGAUCCUGGCCGCAGAGAGCAAGGUUGCCGCGGAAGAGCUGUGCUCCCUGCUCGGCCAAGUCUUCCAGAUUGUGUAUACGGAGUCCACCAUCGACUUCCUGGACAGAGCCAUAUUUGACGGGGCCUCGACACCCACCCACCACCUGUCCCUUCACAGUGACGACUCUUCCACAAAAGUGGACAUGAAGGAGCCCUAUGAGACAGAAGCCAGCACUUUCUCCUUCCCCGAGUGUGCGCACGCGGGCGGCGUCUCGCCCUUGUCCUUCUGCAUGCAGACGGCGCCCCACGCCAAGACGGUCAGCGAGAGCGAGCUGAGCGCCACGGCUGCUGAGCUGCUGCAGGACUACAUGCUCACGCUGCGCACCAAGCUGUCGUCGCAGGAGAUCCAGCAGUUUGCCGCCCUGCUGCACGAGUACCGCGACGGGGCCUCGGUGCACGAGUUCUGCAUCAACCUGCGGCAGCUGUACGGGGACAGCCGCAAGUUCCUGCUGCUCGGUCUGCGGCCCUUCAUCCCUGAGAAGGACAGCCAGCACUUCGAGAACUUCCUGGAGACCAUUGGGGUGAAGGACGGCCGUGGCAUCAUCACCGACAGCUUUGGCAGGUACCGGCGGGCCACGAGCUCCACCUCCACCUCCACCUCCAACGGGAACAGGGCCGCAGGCAGUUCCGACGACCAGUCCGCGCCCUCGGAGGGGGACGAGUGGGACCGCAUGAUCUCGGACAUCAGCAAUGACAUCGAGGCGCUGGGCUGCAGCAUGGACCAGGACUCGGCCUGACGGCGCUGGGGCCCUGCGGGCCGCCCUUCCCGCGCGGGACCCGGGGCGCAGGUAGCUCUACUGUGAAGGAGGUGCCCUGGUGCUGGGGCAGAAGCUGCGCUGCGCCCACCUGCUCUGGGAGGGGUCUCGUCAGCCAGACCCCGGACAGCUGUCAGUUUUGCACAUGACGUUUCUAUUGAAACUCUCAGAGACCUUAAAAGAAGUUUACUGCAAUGUGAAUAAUUUA